Molecule: messenger RNA, 864 nt
Organism: Cannabis sativa
Lineage: Eukaryota; Viridiplantae; Streptophyta; Magnoliopsida; Rosales; Cannabaceae
Exons: 1
Coding region: 1-864 (287 amino acids)
Molecular function (GO): zinc ion binding
Source: RefSeq, a predicted model, not a curated record
AUGAAUGUCGUUCACAAGUUUAAGACUGAUGUAUGCAACCAACAAAUAUGGCUUGCAGCUUACGCAUGGAACAAGACGGAAUGUGAUAGGCAUUUUGAGGUGCUGAAACAGAUGGACCCUGCCAUUGCUACAUACGUCGAGCAAAUAGGGUUUGAAAAGUGGGCUCGUCCUUAUUGUCCAGGCGAUCGGUACAACAUAAUGACAAGCAACGCUGCCGAAAGCUUCAACAAGGUGACAGAAGAAUUCAGAAAAUAUCCAGUAACUAUUUUGGUUGACUUCAUCAGGUUCACACUUCAAAAUUGGUUUGCUUCUCGUCUCGAAAAGGCUAGUAAGUGCGCUACUCCUUUGGCUACUACUUUUGAAAAUGAUUUAAAGGAUCAACACAAAGAUGGUAUGUUCAGGAGUGUCCUUCGUAAUGGUGCCCAAUUGUUCAACGUUGGUACGAGUCCUCAAGGUGAGAGAGGUGGUGAUGUGAACUUAGUGGAGAGAACAUGCACUUGCGGACUUUUCCAAACACUCAAAAUCCCUUGUCCCCAUGCAUGUGCCGUAGCAGUUAGUCAGAAUGUGAGCGUGUACACACUUUGCUCUCCAUAUUACACUAAAGAAACGUGGAAGAAGAUCUACGAUGCCCCAAUUAAUAUUGUUGGCGAGGAGGAUGAGUGGGUACUACCGGAACAUAUCAAGAACAUAAGAAUCGGGGUACCAGUGGAGAAAAAACCAGUAGGUCGGCCUAGGAAGAGCAAUGCAGGUAGAAGACCGACGAAGCGUCGACCGUCUAGUGGUCAGGUGGUAGUGGAACCUCGUCAUUGUUCGCUAUGUCACGGUUCAGGGCACAACAGAGCUACAUGCAAAGCUCGAGUUUGA